AUGGCCUCACCUAGCAACAGAGCUUCUGGCCUCAAUUGUGGUUCCUUACCUCCAUUUUUCCAACAUCCAGAACCCCAAUCUGUGCCAGAAAAUGGCAUGGCUCGUUUUGAGUGUCGGAUCAAAGGUUUGCCUGCUCCGGUCAUUGCUUGGCAGAAGGACACGGAGGCUGUGCCAUCAGAACCAAGGUUCAUAGUCCUUCCAAAUGGUGUCCUUCAGAUCACGGAUGUCCAGGAAGGAGAUGCUGGAGCCUACCGUUGCAUGGCGACCAAUGCAGCAGGAAAACGCUACAGCCUGCAUGCUCCUCUCACUCUCUUGAAAGCCCUAGGUCCCCAACAACCAAUGAUGGAUGAUGUAGUCAUUGUCACCGCACCGGAGAAUGCCACAGUGGUGGUUGGAGACACUGUUGUGAUGGAAUGUGUUGCGUCAGCAAAUCCCACACCUUUCAUCUCUUGGAUACGGGAAGAUGGGAAUCCGAUUUCUACAGAUGUGAUUGUGUUAGGACGGACCAACCUCGUGAUCCUUUCCGUUCAGCUUCAUCAUGCAGGAGUCUAUGUAUGCCGGGCCAACAAACCCCAAACCAGGCAGUUUGUAACAGCUGCAGCUGAGCUCCAAGUCCUUGCUCCUCCUACAAUUGCUCAGGCACCUGAAACCAUUUCUCGCACCCGGGCCAGCACCGCCAGGUUUGUGUGCAAAGCAGAAGGAGAGCCGCUGCCCGCCAUACACUGGAUGAGGAACAGGAAGCUGUUACUGUCUAAAGGACGGGUUAAAAUCCAGGGCAGCGGUACCCUCGUGAUCAACCAGAUCGGCUUGGACGACGCGGGAUAUUACCAGUGCGUGGCUGAAAAUCACCUUGGCAUGGCCUGUGCUACGGCCAGGCUAGAGGUCAUCGUGCGGGAAGGCCUGCCCAGCGCUCCAAAGAGGGUAUCCGCAAGUUCUCUCUCCAGCACCACCGUCUUGGUUUCCUGGGAAAGGCCGGAGUUCAACAGUGAGCAGAUUAUUGGAUUCUCUCUUCAUUACCAAAAAGCCUUCGGUGCUGACAACGUGGAAUACCAGUUUGCGGUGAAUAACGACACCACUGAGUUUUCGGUGAAAGACUUGGAGCCCAACACCAAUUAUAUCUUCUAUGUGGUGGCCUACUCCCAGCUUGGAGCUAGCCGGACCUCCUCAUCCAUAAAUGUGCAGACCCUGGAAGAUGUUCCUGGUGGAGCCCCUCAGAUUUCCCUGUCCAGUGUAACUCCGACUGACAUCAAGGCGACAUGGCAGCCUCUCCCUUCAGAACUGAGCAAUGGAAAGAUUGUCAAGUACAAAAUUGAGUAUGCUUCUCUCAAGGAAGACCUGAUUUCUUCAACGGAGCUCAGUGGAAAUGAAACCCAGCUGGUGCUUUACGGGUUACAGCCAAACAGAAUCUACAAAGUUCGGAUUACGGCAAGCACCAGUGCGGGUUAUGGAGCUCCAUCAGAAUGGACUCAGCACCGCACUCCAGAUCGGGACAACCAAACCCAUGUUCUCUUUGCCCCAACUGAGUUGAUGGUCCAGGCCAAAAUGGACUCGCUGUCAAUCAGUUGGCAGCCUCCACCCAACCACGGACAAAUUUCAGGCUACAAGCUGUACUACCGAGAAAUACCCUCUGAGGAGUCCAGCAUGGAGACCCCUUCGGAAGGCCCAGGGAAGAGUCUUCGAGACGUUGGACCCAUAAAACUGAAGAAGAAAGUGAAGCAGCACGAACUGAGACAUCUAG
Messenger RNA from Thamnophis sirtalis, 1738 nucleotides. The record is from RefSeq and is a predicted model, not a curated record. Lineage: Eukaryota; Metazoa; Chordata; Lepidosauria; Squamata; Natricidae.